AUGUUUGGAAACUCCUUUGCGUUUCAUGGUUCUAAUCCGAGAGACAACAAUAUUGCCGAUACAGUCAUAGAAGAAGACGCAUCAAUGUAUAGAGAUAGAUACUUGGGUAAGGACAACGAAAAUGGGCUCACUGCACUUCAUGUUGCAUGCGGAGAGGGUGAUGUGGAGGUUGUGAGAAGGUUAAUACAUACAAGUAGCAUACCGUGCUUUUCGACGGAUAAGUGUGGAGGAACGCCUCUUCACACUGCGGCAAUGAAUGGCAGAUUGGACGUUGUAAAGGCGUUGCUAGAUGCUUGUCCUGAAUCUGUGAAAGAGGUCACUGCAACUGGGAGGACGUGUCUUCAUGUCGCCGUAAUGUAUAACAAGGGUACAGUCGUCUGCUACAUUGUGAAAUGGCUCCACACAAGGAAAGAUUACGCCUAUCUAAUUGAUGAAAAGGAUUUUGUUGGAAAUACUGUUCUCCACCUUGCUACAUCAAGAAAACAACUCCAGACUUUAAAAGUGUUGCUCACCUAUGAUCCAACCAUUAGAAGUUUAGUGGAUGUGAACACCUUGAACUCUGGCAGUUUUACUGCUCUCGAUAUUCUAGAUGUUCUGCCAUACGAAGGGAAGAUAGAUAUGGAGAUUGAUAAGAUCCUUCGUCGAGCGGGAGCCUUGAGAGCCCGAGAUCUCGCCAAACAUGACACUAACCAUGAUGCUGUUUAUAAUAGUAUAAAGGAUCAGUUCCACAAGUACUCACAUAACACAAUAAAGAACAUCAUCGAACCUCCGAGAGAAUCCACAAAUGCGUUGUUAUUGGUGGCCACAAUGGUUGCGACUAUCACCUUCGCUGCACUCCAUGUUCUCCCAACUAGUUUACUCAAACAAGGCUAUGCAUAUAAUUAUGACGUAAAUGGCUUCCCCCAACUGAAAAAUCAAGAUUCAAUUAUAAUCGGAUCAUUCAUACUGCUCAACUCCACCGGGUUUGUUGCAUCGGUUGCAUUGAUUAUCUUCCUCCUCUAUGAAUUCCCAUUGAAACCGUGGCCGCAAAUCUCAAUUUCUACUUUGUUCGGAUCUUAUAUGUGCUCGAUAAUGGCAAUAUCACCAGGUGAAACAAUGGCUCUGUUCUUCCUAGUAAUUCCAAUUUUUAUACUUGCAGCUGCAGGAAAAUUUUAUGGCUUUACUCGGCAGGGGUCCUAG
Molecule: messenger RNA, 1179 nt
Organism: Cornus florida
Lineage: Eukaryota; Viridiplantae; Streptophyta; Magnoliopsida; Cornales; Cornaceae
Product: ankyrin repeat-containing protein At2g01680-like
Exons: 2
Coding region: 1-1179 (392 amino acids)
Cellular component (GO): plasma membrane
Molecular function (GO): protein phosphatase 1 binding; protein phosphatase regulator activity
Source: RefSeq, a predicted model, not a curated record